Messenger RNA from Epinephelus lanceolatus (giant grouper), 3881 nucleotides. It is a transcript of the gene meis2b, whose product is annotated as Meis homeobox 2b. Gene Ontology annotation, molecular function: DNA binding. NCBI's taxonomy places the organism in Eukaryota, Metazoa, Chordata, Actinopteri, Perciformes, Serranidae. The record is from RefSeq and is a predicted model, not a curated record. Gene Ontology annotation, biological process: regulation of DNA-templated transcription.
GAGGACAGAGUGAGUGCAGAGGACUGAACCGCGGACCGUCAGCGCAUUCUUAUGAAAGGACUGAUCCUCGGAACUAACAUCAAACACUCACAAGUGACAGAUUAUCACUAAUCCUCCCGCUGAAGAACCGCAGCAAAGCAGUUUGCCAAUUACCAGUGCGCCUUUCGGCACUCGUGGUAACGUGAGGACAGAUGCUGUGUCUGAUCACUUCGCUUUGAUUUCAGUCUUAAUUGAUUUGCUCCAUGCCAUACAGCAGGACAGGAUUAUAGUUCCCUCUUGGAUUUCAAAGUCGUCGAUUUAUACCUACUCAUCAACAUCAAACUUUUCUUUACACAUCUGGAAAUUGCGCACGGAGAUGGCGCAAAGGUACGAUGAGCUGGCUCAUUACGGAGGCGCGAUGGACGGAGUCGGAGUCCCCACCUCCAUGUACGGAGACCCGCACGCCCCCCGGCCCCUGCCCCAGGUCCACCACCUGAACCACGGGCCACCUCCGCACCCGACCCAGCACUACGGAGCCCACGCGCCGCACAACAUCAUGCCCAGCAGCAUGGGUAGCGCCGUCAACGACGCACUAAAGAGAGACAAGGACCAAAUCUACGGCCACCCCUUAUUCCCGCUGCUGGCUCUGGUGUUCGAGAAGUGCGAGCUGGCGACUUGCACGCCCAGAGAGCCCGGGGUGGCGGGAGGAGACGUCUGCUCCUCCGACUCCUUCAAUGAAGACAUAGCCGUAUUUGCAAAGCAGAUCCGUGCAGAGAAACCGUUAUUUUCUUCCAACCCAGAGCUGGAUAACUUGAUGAUUCAGGCGAUUCAAGUCCUACGAUUUCAUCUGCUGGAAUUAGAGAAGGUCCAUGAGCUGUGUGAUAACUUCUGCCACCGGUACAUUAGCUGCCUCAAAGGAAAAAUGCCCAUCGACCUGGUCAUAGAGGAGCGAGACGUCUGCAAGUCGGACUUUGACGACCUCUCCGGAUCAUCCACCAACCUUGCAGAUCAUAACCCAGCGUCCUGGAGAGACAUGGAUGACGCCCACUCCACACCCUCUGUGGGCACCCCAGGACCGUCCAGCGGGGGACACGUCUCUCAGAGUGGCGACAACACCAGUGAACUCGGAGACGCCCUUGACAACAGCCUGGCAUCACCAGGCACAGGAGACGAGGAUGACCAGGACAAGAAGAGGCAGAAGAAACGAGGCAUCUUCCCUAAAGUGGCCACAAAUAUAAUGAGAGCAUGGCUCUUCCAACACCUUACGCACCCGUACCCCUCAGAGGAACAGAAAAAACAGCUAGCACAAGACACAGGCCUCACCAUCCUUCAAGUGAACAACUGGUUUAUAAAUGCAAGGAGGAGGAUAGUCCAACCUAUGAUUGACCAGUCCAACAGAGCAGUGAGUCAGGGCACAGCGUACAGUCCAGAUGGCCAGCCAAUGGGAGGUUUUGUUCUUGAUGGGCAGCAGCACAUGGGUCUCCGACCUGGAGGACCAAUGGGUGGCAUGGGUAUGAACAUGGGCAUGGAUGGGCAGUGGCACUACAUGUAAAUCCUCUCCACUGAGGCAAGCCUAAAAGACAGGGUGAAGCCUCCAUGGUUGGCUCAGGGAUCUUCUCCCAUCUGUCUGUGGAGCUCAGUACCAGAGCUGCCUCUGCAGCUGCCACGUCGAACCCACCUGACCGUACACCACUUGACCACUCCCACCUCACCUCACCUUGCCCGAGCCCCACGGUGCGCGCAUGUAGAGGAUCACCAUGGAAACGCCAAUGCUCUGCACCAGAGGCCGCCCACAAACUUUUGACUUGAAAGUGAGCAGAGACUCGGAGCUUAACUGGCUGCACAGAGAAUAAAAUGACUUAAAGGACUUCAUAGUGAAGAGAAGCAGUUUGACACAUCUGCUCCAUUUCCUUUUAAAUUAUUUAUUUAUUUUUCUACAAUGGCGGACCACAGGGAAGAUCACUUCAUCCUCUCUUUCUUAUUUGACCUCUUAGCUUUACCCCCAACCCUUAAUGCCCAUCCUCCUCCAAUAAAUUAUACAAAGACACACGCACACACACACACACACACACACACACACACACACUUUUCUCCUUUAAAGAACAAAAGAAAAAAACACUGUGAAUAUCUUUUUUUGAUUUAAAUAUGAGGACUCGGUGAGCGUUGUAAUUGUUGUGCUGUAUAGAUUAGUGCUUUUUUAUUUAGCUGGUUCUCUCCAUGUUUGCGCUUGUGAUCACUAGAUGUCAGAGUGAGCUUCACUGACAUGUUUUUUUUAACCCCAACUUUAACCGAGUGUUUGUUUCUGUUCUCCAUGCACUGCACCUCUUUCUUCUGCUUUCCUCUUCCUGUUCUUCUAAACUGGAGCUACAAAGACUCCUGGGGGAAUCUGACCUGAUGGCGAAUUGAGUUCCAUUUUUUGACAAUGUUUUGAAUAGUUUUUAGCACCAAAACACAGAGAAGAAGUCUGCACUAAAACCAAAAUAAAAAUGCAUUAAGGAAGACGAAACAAGGAUUCAUCACAGUGUUUGAAAGUGCAGAGCAGGUCGGCCUCAUUAUUUUCCUGCUGGCUCACUUUUUAAAACUCCCAACCAGAAAGCUCAGCGUUAAAAAAAAACAAAAACAAAAACAAGGCAACGACAUUUGUUGGUGGAGCAGGUCACGUAGACGGCUCUGGUUCGAUAUGAGAUGGGAUUGCAGUUGUCUCACGUUAUUCGAUUGAUGGUGACAGGAAUGAUGGAUGGCCUGGUUACAAAGUUCAAGAAAAUGAGAGCGAAGUCGGAGGCUGCGGCAGCUUUUCCUCCAUGUUGUUGUUUCCGUGUGGUUCGUUGUGCUGCUGUGUGCGUGUGUCUGUGACGGCGACAGAAAAAAAGAUGUAGAGAAAUGAAAAAUGAAAGGUGAGUCCUGUUUCCUUAGAAUGGAAUAAAUCCCUUCGUUUUCAAUCAAACGCUGAUGAUUUUUUGAUAUUUACUUUCGGCUCCCGAUGUUUUCCAGGACAGACUGCCUUCUGCAUCACAUGAGAAAAUGAGUAAAUACAGAAACUAGGAAGAAUAAAUAAAUAAAGGCACAUUUAUCAUUGUCAGCCUGUAACGAUCCUCUGCGCUUUGUAUUGACGAGGGAAGCAGCAGCCGGAGCGGACUGUCGUAGAGCUGCAGAGGGCCGAAUGCGCCCUCAUCAUCGUCACUGAUAAAUAUUCAUUUUAAUCGACAACAAUCACGCGCCGCAUAUACAUUCCAGUCCGGAGGAUUUCGUUUUUUAGCUUUAGGUCUACUGUCUAAAUUAUUUUUAAUUUAAUUUAAUUUAUUUAUUUUAAUAAGAAUUAUUAUUUUACUGGUCAUCAUAUUUGGUUGAAUCCGACUUUUUUAAAUGAUUGAAAUUUGUCAAAUUUCAGAAUAUUCUUCAAACAUAUUUACCUUUUAAAUUGUCACAUAGAGGAAGUAAUCACUUACUGCGCUAAUCAGACUUAAGCAAAUCAUGUUUGGGUCCAGGUGAGUGUGAGCUGCGGGCCUCUUCGCGGGUCUUUAUCAAAUCAUUUCCACUUUUUCUCGUUAGGUGUAAAAUAUAAAAACGAAAUAUUUUUCUCCUACCAAUAUUCCUAUGUGAAAAAAAAACGAAGCAAAUAACGCAGUAAAACACAGCGGAAUACUGAGCACUGAAUUAAACCAAAGGAACAUUUAUUGAAGGCUUAUACUGCGUGUAUACAAUAGGUCUGUUUUAAAUGCUUUUCCAGUUCAUGGACCUCUUUCUAUCAUAUUUUCCACGGAUAAAAAUAAUCACUAAAACUGUAUCCAUUAAUGCAUCCAUUAUUUUGAAAAUAACCUCCAUUUUCCUCUCUGCAAACAAAUAGUAGAAUAUAAUCCGGCUGAUGUGAGGAAGAUGAAAAUAAAGAGCAAUACAAAGCGGAA